AUGUCCUCAACACAAAAAUUACACGUCGCGAUAGUCGGUGGCGGCCUAGGCGGAAUAUCGCUAGCCAUUGCCCUCAAAGUCCGCAACAUCUCCUUCACAAUCUACGAAGCAAAGGGCGCUUUCACAGAGAUCGGAGCCGGUAUCAACCUCGCGCCGAACGGUCUUCGUGCUCUCAGAGAAAUCGAGCCGUCCCUCGGUGACCAGAUUUACAAGCUUGCCACGAGAAAUGUGCCGCCAAACGAAGAUACUUGGAUGUGGGUGCGAUAUGGCGCGGCGUCUGGGGAGCAUGCAGAUGGCGAGACGAUAAUGGAGCUGAAAGCGCCGCCCACGGGGAACUUGGCUAUGCAUCGGCAGGAGCUUCUCGCGACGCUUGCGCAGCGGAUGGGGCUUGAGCACGCAAGAUUCAACAAGAAGUUGCGGGCUUUUCAACAGCACAGUGACCAUGUCAAACUCGAGUUCGAGGACGGCACAGAAGACACCGCCAGUAUAUUGGUAGGAUGCGACGGCGUGCAUUCCGUCGUCAGAGCAAGCAUGUUCGGCAGCGAUAACAUUGUCAGCCGCCCGCAUUUCAACCAGGACGGUGCCUAUAGAGCUGUCAUCGCAAUGGAGAACGCGCUCGAAGUGUUCGGCGAUACAGCGCGCCAGAGUCAAGUCCUGCUCGGUCCGAACGGGUACAUGAUUUACUACCCGGUAAACGGAGGCACAGCCGUGAACGUGGGCGUCUGGAUCUCCCGCCAGGGGCAAACCUGGGGUCGGAAAGACUGGGUCGUUCCAGGCCAAAAGCAGCAGUUCCAGGAAGAUCUUGAGAAGUGGGGUCCUAGAGUGCAUAAGCUCCUUGCGUUCUUCGAUACUGACCCUGCAUUUUGGGCUGCGCAUCAGCAUGUUCAUCAGCCGGAGUCUUUCGCAGAUGGCCGUAUUAUUUUGAUAGGCGAUGGCGCUCAUGCAAUGCCACCGCAUGCGGGAGCUGGCGCUUCACAGGCCGUCGAGGACGCAUACGUCCUCGCUGAAGUACUAACCAUGAUUAGCGACGGAGACGAUUCUCUAGCCACAGUGAGUGCGGCGCUACGUGCAGCCGAGAGCGUGCGGAAGCCUCGGUUUCUGAAAGUCCAAGAUAUCAGUACUCGCUCCGGACCCGAGUGGUACUCAUUCCAUGUACGGCAGCUUGAGGGCGCGCAGCUGGAUGAGUGGAAGACGUUUAUGAAAGAACGUAUUGAAUGGAUAUGGAAUGUUGAUAUGCGUGCUGAAGGAGUUAAGGCGAAACAGAUCGUUGCCGAUGAAGUACAGACUAAGGAUUGA
Didymosphaeria variabile is the source of this 1296-nucleotide messenger RNA. RefSeq lists its product as uncharacterized. The transcript has a single exon. Gene Ontology annotation, molecular function: FAD binding. Gene Ontology annotation, biological process: secondary metabolite biosynthetic process. NCBI's taxonomy places the organism in Eukaryota, Fungi, Ascomycota, Dothideomycetes, Pleosporales, Didymosphaeriaceae. The coding region runs from base 1 to 1296 and encodes 431 amino acids. The record is from RefSeq and is a predicted model, not a curated record.